Molecule: messenger RNA, 615 nt
Organism: Vicia faba (fava bean)
Lineage: Eukaryota; Viridiplantae; Streptophyta; Magnoliopsida; Fabales; Fabaceae
Source: the annotation of a GenBank genome assembly
AUGAUUCAGAAGAAGAAGCCAAAGAAGAAUAGUGAUUAUGGCAUAAUUCUUCCUAUUGGAGUUCCUUUUCAUAUCUAUGGAGUUUUGAUUAACCAAAAACAUAAUUGUAAGUUUGAUAUUGGUUCUCAUAUGAGUCAGUUGAACCUUUGGCGUAAGAUGCAUGUUCCCAAUAUUGUUCUCUAUAACAUUCCCCACAUUUAUAAGUCUGAUCUAGCUGCUGGUGGAAAUGUGAUUGAUGUCUCAUUCUUUUAUGGGCCUAUAAGAAAGCAUCACCUCUUUAAAAAGGACUUUGGUGAGGAGACCCAUGAAACCAAUAUGGGAAAUCAGGAUGAUGAUAAAGAUGUUCUAGACAUCCUGUAUGACAUGUUAACAAAGUCUCAAAUGCAUAAGGAGAAUGGUGAUCAUGUCCAUGAAGAUGUUAAGGUUGAUACUGUUAUAGCCAAUGAUGGUGUUGUUAAUAACUAUGAUCAUGCAAUAGAUGAUGUGGAGACGACAUGUGAAGAUGUAAUAAGUAAGGAUGAAAGCUUACUUCUGGUUUGUGAUGCUAAUAGAAAGGUAUAUAGAUUUUAUCUCAAAGGAACACAAUCUAUAGAUGAUAUGACUCCCAUAAGAUGA